AUGAUGAUUGACACGAAUCGUCUCUGGCAGCGCGAACGCAAACGCCGCUACGCACUUUGGGAUUUGGAAACGCUGCAGCCUGGAUCUGACCGAGCAAUUCAGUGCGUUGCGAUUCUCGAUGAAGUUGAGCGCCAAGAUCGAGAUGACCCCAUUGGCGAUGCAGCCGCCAUGUCGGUUGAAGAGCUACGUGUAUGUGUCCCAGAAACCGAGAUCGAGGGAGUCAGCGGAUCCUACUCUGUAGUCGUACUUGACGAGCACAUACCAGAACCUUGGAAAACUCGUUUCCAAGAAGCGAGCGCCGGGUCUACGCGUUUGCGGCAAGGUUGUUAUGCGAGAGAUUGGCAUCGCUUUUUUACGACUAUGGAUAGCCGAGAUGCAGCACCUAGCAGCGCA
Molecule: messenger RNA, 393 nt
Organism: Mesorhabditis spiculigera
Lineage: Eukaryota; Metazoa; Nematoda; Chromadorea; Rhabditida; Rhabditidae
Source: the annotation of a GenBank genome assembly